CUUUCGGGCGCCGGCACUUGGCCGCAGGCUGCUGCCGCUGCUGGCCGGGCCCCCCCUAGCCCCCUCCGCUAUGGGCACCCCGCACUUUUAAGGCGCCGCCCCGAGGCGGGGGGGGCACGGGGAAUUCAUUAAAAAUAGCUAUUUACGUGGUUAUUCAUUGCCCCGCUCCGGGUAUGUGAACAACCACCCCCCUGCCCCCCCGGCCUCCCCUCCCAUCCACCCCCAGCGCCAUGCCGGCAGCCUGCACCCUGCUGCUGCUGCUGGGCUUGGGGCUGGUCCCGGUCCCACCGGCCGGAUCGCUGCCCCUCUCUUCCCCACGGCGCCUUCCUCCACCGCCCCCUCCUCCUCCUCCGUCCCGGAGCCGUCUGGGCCGCCCUUCCUCGCUUCCCGCCGCGGGACCGGCCGGCAGCCCGGCCAUUGAAAGCAGCCAUCAGGAGAGGAGUGCCAGCCCAGAGAUGAGGAGUGCAGGUGCUGUGAUGAUGCUGGCUGGGAGCAGGGAGUGGGAAUCCCUGCCUGCCAGGCACAGGGCAGUGCCAGCAGCCAGCAGGGCCACAGGGCACGCUGCCAGUGAUGGGGAUGUCACCCCUCCAGGGGCAGGAUCCCCAGAGAACCCAUCUGCUGGGACAGAGACCCACCUGCCCAGCCACAGCCAUCCUCCUGACCCUGGAAGCCAUCACCAUGCUGCAGGCAGGCAGGGGAAAGGCAAGAGGGCUCUGGCUUCUCCCAGCACCCCUGCAGCUGCUGAAGGGACAGCACCAGACUCAGAAGCUGUUGGCACCAGUUUGGCUGAGGGGACACAGGGGAUCUGGAAUGUGCCAGGGUUUAACUACACUGUGAGGACAGUGCUGCCACCUUCAUCCUCAGAGUCUCAUCAGCCAGGCACUGACAGCCUCUCUCAGCCCAUGAGCAGCUGGGUGGGCACAGAGCUGGGCAGCAGCCCUGCCAUGGGCACUGCAGCUGCUUCACCCAGCCCCAGCACUGCCCUCCCUGCCCCUCUGGGACAGCCCCAGGCCUCCUCCCAAGCUUCAAGUACCCAGCCUGGAGCAGAGCACAGCAUGCUGCACCCCAGGGGUGUCAUGGGGACCUCCACAGCAUCACCUCCCAUGGACAGAUCUCUCAGAGCCAUUGGAAGCAGCCACCAGCCAUCCAACAGCUCAGCUAUGGAGAGGUUCAGUUUGGAUUUCCACACCACCAGCACCUCCACUGCCACAGCAGCCACCAAGGCUGGAGGGAGGACAUUAAGGUCCCUGCCAGCCAGCACCAGGCUGGUCACCAUGGCAGAGAUUCUCACCUCUGGGACUGAAAUCACCAGCUCUUCAGCCCAGAGCCAGACCCCUGUGGGUGCUCAGGGUGAUGGAGGCAGAGGUGUCACAGACCCAUUGCUCACAGGCUUGCUGUCCCCUUCAGAAAGUGCUUCCACAACUUUCAGCAGCAAUUAUGAACCCCCCAAGAGCAUCCCAGGUGUAGGAGAGGCAACCCUGCACUUGGACAUCCAGGGUGCUGACACAUCCAGCAUGGCAGUGGGGACACUGAUGUCCCCAGAAGAUGGCCACACAGCUGGGGUGACAAGGGACUCUGCCACCAGCUCCAACCCCACAAGCUCUUUGGGAGGGGUCUCCUCUUCCUUGAGGACUGGGGCACAUCAUCCCAACAGCUCCCAGGAAGCCACUGAUCUCCCUGACCCUCCUGGGGGCCCUUUGCUCACAAGCUCCCUCUCUGCCUCUGAAGGUCCUGUCCGAGCUACUGGAAGCAGCCAUGUGUCAUCCAGCAUCCUGUCAACAGAGAGAAGAACCAAUUUCCCUACCACCAGCACCUCUGUUUCCACAACAGGCACCAAGGGUGGAGGGAGGACAUUGAGGUCUGUGCCAGCCAGCACCAUCCUGGCCCAAACAACAGAGAUUUCCACCACUAGUGCUGAGAACAUCAGCUCUCCAGGCCAUUCCCAGUCUUCUUUGGGAUCCCAGGGUGCUGGUGGCAGAGGUGCCAGCCUGUCAUCCUUGAACCCAUUGCUCACAGGCUCAACAUCUGCUUCAGAAAGCUCUUCCCCAGCAGACAUGACCUCAGCCAUGGGAGGACACCUGCCUCUCAGCAGCACACCCAGCGUGGUGACAAGUACUGCCAGUGAGGAGAGCAGCACAGUGCCUGUGUUGGACACCCAUGGAGCUUCCAGUGCCACAGGGAGCUCCUCUUCCUCUUCCUCUGCCCCCCACAGCAGCACCCUGGACAUGGUCCUGCUGUCAUCAGCAGCAGAGCCUGGGAAGCAGAGUCACCUUUCACAGAGCAGUGCUGGACUCAGUGAGCUCCCAACAAAGCUGCUGCCUGCCUUUUCUCCAAGUGUUUCAGUGCCUUCACCUUCAGCCACACUCUUCAUCCACAAGGAAGGGACAUCCCAAGCCCCAGGCAGCCGCAGCACGUGGAGCACCAAAGCAGAAAGCCUCACAUCUCAUCUGGGCACAGAUGGGGACACCCACCCUGGCCCUGCCCCAUCCUCCACAGCAUGGCCUCCAGGGACACACGGCUCCUCUGGCAGAGCAGGGUCCCCAGAGCCCAAGGUCACCCUUUCAUCCAGGGUCUUCACCUACUUCUCAGCUGCUGCUGAACCCUCCACUAUUGGCAGCAGCAGCUCAGGUGCUGAGAAGAGCAUGUCCAGCCCCAUCACCGAUCCCGCGUACGGUUCAUCCACGCCUGCGGGUGCCGAGGAGGGGACGCUGCACUCAGUGACAGAUGGCACAUUGGCCAGUGGCAUGGAGAGCUCUUCUCUCCCUGCUGAAGCUUCCAGCUCUGCAGGGCUGUCUGAGCCAGCCCUGGUGGAGCAGGGCAGGGCAGCCAGUGCCUCCUCCAGCAGCGGGGCUUUCGCCGGCUCUGCGACGGAGACGGUGUCCGCGCGUUCUGCCAAGAUACCCACCUCCUCCUCCUUCCAAAACGGUCUCACAAACUUUUCAGGGAGCCAUCAGCCAGCCAGUAGCAUUGAUGCUGAGAAGAGGACCUCAGUUUCUCACACAGACGGCACAUACAUUUCAACCACUUACACCAGAGGAGGAGAAAGGACCCUCCUGUCUAUCUCCAACAGCAGCACCUCUGCUGACUCCUCAGAAAGUUCCACCUUUUUUUCUGAAAUUUCCAGCCCUUUUGAUGCCUCACAGUCAUCUGUGGCUCAUGACAGACAGACCAAUGCAUCAAGCAGCAGCAGUUUUGUUGAACCGUCUACGGAGCCGUUGCUGGUGCACCCUUCCAAACUGUCAACAUCUGCUUCUACAGGCAUAGAAAAUACAACUCUGUUCAACACUGACUCUGAGUUGUUGACCACUGACAGAUCAUCUCUGUCUUCAUCAGCGUUUCCAGCCUCUUCCUCACUGCCAUCACUGCAGAACUCACUGUCAUCAACGCCCCCCCCAACCCGUCUGUUUGCACUGUCAGAGUCGCCUGAGCCUCGCUCGCCCUCCGUGAUGGCAUCUUCACCUCCUCUGCCAUCCUCCUUGCCCACUUCCUCCUUGCCCUCCCCAUCUUACUCCUUAGCACCUUUAUUGUCUGUGUUUUCAUCACCCUCACCCAUCUCACAGUCCAGCGAGACUGACCAGGCAAGCACCACUGUGGCUACGAGCGUGGUCAGGCAGGUGCCCUCCACAGCAGCCACAGCCAGGAGCUCACCCAGAGAGACCAGCAAGCCCAGUGUCACACUGCAGCCCCAAGAGAGCAGCACCUCCACAGCCAGCAGGUCCCCUCUCCCUACAGCCCCCAUGGAGCUGCUUGGUGGACGGGUGGUGUCCGUGUCUGCUCCCGGGACAGUGACAGAGGCUGCCUCUCCUGCAGGUGCCACCACCCAGGGGCACAGCUUUGGGAAGGCAACUCUGCUGCCCACCACAGCCAGCAGUGCCCCACAGGCUGGGCCAACAGAUGCACCCCUUAGUCCCCCAGCAAGUGGCACAAAUCCCAGCAGCACUGUCCCUGCAGUGACCACGGUGAAACCUGCGGUGCUGACCGCGCUGCCCACCCGCCCGCCCUCCCCAGCUGAGGCCAGCACCACCAGAGACCACAGGAGCCACACACCCCCUGCCACUAGGCACAGUUACACCACUGGAGAAAGCACAGAAGCCAUGGAGCUCACCACUGCAAAGCCUGGAAAAGCCACUGAGGGAAACAUCCCUGUCACAAGCCCUACUGAAGCCCCUCCAACCACCAAGACCACUGUGAGCAUCACCACGACCUUGGCUGCCAAACCAACCACUGUUCCUCCACCGAGCAGCACAGCAGGGCUGAGGACACCACCCCCAGCAGCAGAGGUAGAUAAAUGUCUUUCCAACCCUUGUCCUGCACUGGCCACCUGCAACAGCACCCAUGGCUCCUAUAUCUGUCAGUGUCCUCUUGGAUAUGAGCUGGAAAAAGGAAAGUGCAAUUUAGUGAGAGUAUUUAUUGGCCAGGUUCCCCUGAAACUUAAUAUCACCCACGGGAAGUACACAGAGCUCUUCCACAUUGAGAGGGAGAUCCUGGAGAUGCUCAAUGCAUCGCUGUCAGGCUUGCCAGGAUACCACCACUCCACAGUUCAGGCAAGCAGGGAGGCAAAUGUUGUGCAUGUUUCAGUGCAAUCCACGUUCUCUUUAGCAUCCAACGUGACUUUCUUCGAUGUUAUCAGCAGUGUGAAAAGCUACAUUAGAGCUUGCAAAUCCCCCACCGAAGCCUGCCAAUUCAUCUCCAGCCUGAAAUCACUCCACAGAGCUGGCAGCUUGUGCAGACAGAAAGACCCUGAAUGUGACAAGGAAACUUCAGAAUGCACUGACUUUGAUGGAGUUGCUCUCUGCCAGUGCAAAAGUGGGUACUUCAAAUACAACAAGAUGGACCACUCCUGCAGAGCCUGUGAAGAUGGAUUUAAGCUGGAAAACGAGACCUGUGUGAGCUGCCCUUUUGGCUUGGGUGGAUUCAACUGCGGAAACCCGUACCAGCUCAUCACGGUGGUGAUUGCAGCUGCAGGAGGGGGACUGCUGCUCAUCAUGGGCGUAGCACUGAUUGUCACCUGCUGCCGGAAGAAUAAAAAUGACAUAAGUAAACUGAUUUUCAAGAGUGGGGAUUUCCAGAUGUCACCCUAUGCUGAAUACCCGAAGAACCCCCGGGCACAGGAGUGGGGCAGAGAGACCAUCGAGAUGCAGGAGAAUGGAAGCACCAAGAACCUGUUGCAGAUGACAGAUGUGUAUUAUUCGCCAACUGGACUGAGAAAUCCUGAACUGGAAAGAAAUGGACUUUAUCCUCCCUACACUGGUUUGCCUGGAUCUCGACACUCGUGCAUCUACCCUGGGCAAUACAAUCCGUCCUUCAUCAGCGACGAAACCAGGAGAAGAGACUACUUCUAACAGAGAGUGGAGAGGGAGUGGAAGAUUGGCACAGCUGUGUGGCCCUUAAUCCUCAGCUUCAAUCUGUCUCCUGGGUAGUUCAGGCCACAUCAAUCUUACUCUUCCCAUUUAAUAGGAAGGACUUUGAACUUCAUGCUGAGCAUUGCUGCCCUGAGGGACGGUCACAGUUGCUGAGCAGCAGAGAGGAGGAGGAGGAAGAGGAGGGAAUGGCUCAAGAAGCACAUCACCAAACCAGAGGGAAGCUAACACAUGUACUCCUUGUUUGUUCUUCACUACAUGGGCAAGCAUGGAUCAGCACAGGCAGAAGAAGUGUGCCCAGCACUCUGCAUUGAAUACCACUAGGGAGUGUCUUGUUUACAGAUCUCCUUCACUGUUGACUCUGCUUGUCUUCCUAGCCAGCCUCCAUGCAAAGAUUCACUGUGCAGCUGCUUUUGGUCAGGCAAGUUUGUCCACUCCCUCUUAGACCACUGCCUUGCUGUUGGCUUCAUGCAUGUCAGGGAAGCUGGCUUGUCUUCUGGCCCUCACCUUCUCACUGGUUAAAGUUGUCUAGAUUUCUGGGUCCUUGCUAAAGCCCAGUGUCUGGCAAUAUUGGCUGAAUUCAUGGGUUGAUUGUCUCCAAGGGGUGCAGGAAGGUUAGUCACACCACUGCAAUUUUAAUGGAAAAAAAGGCACAAUUGUUCCUCUGUGCUGCUUUGAAAACCUUCUGAAAAUAGGGAAUGUUGUUGUUUUGUCAACCAAUGUUAUUCAGAAGUGAUGCCACUACACACCAUCAUAGUGCUUCCAUAUGGGAUCCUUUGGGGCUCUGUUUUCCUGCAAGGAUUUAAAUGCCUGUAGACACAGCAGUACAAUAUUAAAUAAUUACUUACAGGGAAGAAGAUGAGCUGUGAAUUCAGAAUGCUUUUUAUGAGGAAUUUGUGAAGGAAUGAUAAUGCUAUAGCUUGGCUGGGCAGAGAAAUCUGAAUUCUGGGCACUGAAGGUGGGAUAUGUUUUCAAACCUCCACAGUCCACCUUGAAUUUGUAGGAGCUGUGGAGGCUUUUAGUGCAUUGGAAAAGAGGGCUUACUGCAGCCAGUUGCAUUUGAGGAAGAGAAAAACAUGAUGCUUGCAAUCCUAGCAUAGCAAAGGUCACUUAUGUUGAAGUGUUUUUCUUUCUUCCAUCCUAGUUUCGAGUGAUUCAGACCAGGCAAGUUUCCUCACCCAGGUGUGUUCGUUCAUAUUAGCAGAAGCUGAAGAAUGUAAGUUAUUGCAUUUCUCACCAAAGAUCUGUUUGAAACUCAUGGACUGUAUUCUGACCUAAAGUGAGUGUUGAAAGAGAUCUUAUUAAUCUCAGAACCCUGGAAUGGGUUGGAAGAGAUCUUGCAGAUCUUUUUUUUUCCAACUCCUCUGCCAUAAGCAGGGACACCUUCCACUAGACCAGGCUGCUCAAAGCCACAUCCAGCCUGGCUUUGAACACUUGCAGGGAUUGGGUAACUUCUCUGGGAAACCUGUUUCAGUGCCUCACCACUUUCAUAAUGAAGAAUUUAUUUCUUACAACUAAUCUAAAUCUACCUUCUUUGCUUUAAAAUAAUUUCUCCUUAUCCUAUCUCUACAUGCCCUUGUGAAAAGUCCCUCUCCAGCUUUCUUGUAGACUCCUUUAGCUACUGGAAGGAGCUCUAAGGUCUCCCUGGAGCCUACAUUUUUCCAGGCUGAACAGCCCCAGCUUUCUCAGACUCUUCAUAGGGGAGGUGCUCCAGCCUCUGACCAUCUUUGUGCCCCCUCUGUUCUCAUUUCUUCUUAUGGGACCCCUGAACACAGACAGCCCUGCAGGUGGGGUCUCAGGAGAGCAGAGCAGGGGUCAGGAUCCCCUCCCCACACUGGCUCUGGUGACACAGUUGGCUCUCUGGCCUGUGAGAGCACAUUGCUGGGGCAUGUUGAGCUUCUCCUCAACCAGCACCCCAAGUCCUCAGGGCUACUUUCUAUUCUCCAACAGCUUGCAUUUGGGAUUGCCCCGACACAUGCGGGAAAUGCAAUUAAAUAUAAAGAAGUUUAUUUACCACUUAUCUUUACUGCACUGUUAACCUGCGUCAUCCAAACCCUGUUUAGAUACCAGCUCCAGAUGCAGCUUCUCCUGAAUGUGACUGUGCUCUGAAUUCAAGGUGGCUGCUUGUAUGAGGACAACAAAUAGCACAGUUCCUUAGUCACUCACCCAUCAUAUCUGCAGUGUGUACAUAAGCUGAUAUUCCCUUCUCCCCCAGCAUGCUUUAAGAGACACAGUGCCUACAAGUGAGUUCAUCAGGGUGCUCAGCUCACUGAAGCCCUGAGGAUCGUGGGGUUCAUCCCCCAAGUGCCUAACCCCAGCUCAGAUGCUAAUGUGUUGAGUGGCUGCAGGAGCUCUCCAUCAGAGGGCAGGUACUUGCAUCCUACAGAUGGUGUGAGUUCCCACAUCCAUCCCAGCCCUUUAGAGGCUGUUGUGUUCCCUACCAAAGGUCAGUAACUGAUGCCCAGGGGGAAGCCAGAUAGCAGCAGGCAAUUAUUAGCUGUGUUGGCUCAGCAGUUUCUGGUCCCUGUUCACAGUUGUUUCUGUUUCCUCAAAGCUUCAAGACAGGAAGGGUGCCAUGGAUAUCCUUGAGAAGGCACAGUUCUAUGCACCAGCCUUAGCACACAAACACAGUGCAUUUUUUACACCUCAGCUCUUGUCUUCUGUCUAGAAGCAGCAGUGUGAGCUUGUAGCAAAACAGAACUUUAUGGAUGCCUGGGGCAGUAUCCUUUGCACUUACACAAACUUUUGGUGACAAUGCAUGCAACUUUGUGCCUGUCUAAUCUACAGUCAGCCUUGCAGCUGGUAGUACUCAGCUGAUCUCAGCUGUAGGGGGAAAAGAAUGCUUAUGGGAAGUACAGAUGCCUAAGGAGCUGUAUUGAAGGAAAGCUCUACUUACAGUGUCUAAAAUGUUAUAACAGGUAAAGCACAAGAAUUGGCUGCCACAGUGAUCACAGAUUUCAUCCAGGACAGAAGGGUCUGCCUUUCCCCUGGUAUGGAACAGAGUUAUGUCUUUGUUACAAAAGAAAAGAGGAAGAUUCACUUAAUGAUAAAUCCAAAGCCUAUAGAGAAGCACUGGACUUAGUCCCUUUUAAGUGAAGCAGCUUGUGAUAAGGAGGUGUCCCAGCAACGAUGAGAACCCCAUGAUUUAACUCUGUGCCAGCAUUUCCUCAGGUGGGGAAGCAUUUAGGCCCAUGCUUACAGGAAAAGAUGUUUAACUGCUUGGUUAGUUCAAAGACUAGGAGAUGAACUUCUGCAUGUCAAGCACAAAGGUCAAAAUAUGACAUGCCAACUCACAAUUGCAGAUCAGUCCUUCUGCACAAAGGGUAUAUGACAGAAACUUCUGGUCUUUAUCUCCCAGCAUGUUGCAAAUUGCAAGUGAUUUGAGGGGAAUUGAGAUAGGAUUGUUUCUAAUGAGAGCAUGAAAGUUUGCAAGUAAGAUUUUAGUAUCUUAAUGGUCUUCAAAUUCUUCCUAAAUUGUAUCUGGAGAGAAAGAGACUCAGUAAAUCCAGCAGGAUUUUCUGAGUGAGGACUGCAAAACUUGGAAUUUUCUGAAACAGAGUGUCAUUGCACUGAAAUUUUCUCUCUGCCAAUGGAGAUAAACAUUGUGGCACUUAUUAUGAGGGUUCAUCCAUUGCAGCUCGACCUUCUAUUUAGCUUGUGUAAGAAAGGAGUCCCAGAGCCAAUGCACAGUCCCCUGGAGGAGGAGGAAAAGGGUCUCUCCUGACCUGCCACAGCUUUUUGGGUGUCUUGGGGAGCCCUGCCCAGCAGGCAAGAGAGGGGUUUAGGCAGGAGGAGUCAGCACCCAGAUGAGUGCAGGUAUUUUCCCCUACAGUGUUCCAGGAAGUUUUUGUGAAUGUGACAGAGGCAGCCUGGGGUGAUUCAUCCCCUGGAUCUUCACCAGCCCAGCUGGUGCAGUGCUUCUAUCUUCAGCCAGGCACCUCCCAGUGCCAGCUCCUUGGGACAGAAGGGGUGGGUGCAGUGCACUGUGCUGUGUCACAGUUUAUGAUGGCUCUUUUACUGCCAGUGCUCACUGCCUCACCCCAGCAGCAGGGACUCGCCCAGCCACAGCAGGGAUGCAGGCUGCUUCACUGUGUACAGCUGCCACCAGGAUCCUCUCUGUGCCUGCCAUAAAACAACACCCUCUGGCAGGGGAGUGGGGCCUGUUGCUCCUCUUGGGUACAAGAAGGGUCUCUAUGUGCCCUCAAGCCCACUUUCAAAAUCAGAUGCUAUUCAGUCACAACCUAACUCCCUGGAGGAUGUCUAAAUACAGCUUAUUUCUCAUCUCUCUCUUAGAUUUUUUCUAGCUGCCCCGAUAUGAAAAUUUUGAGCACACUGGAUGUUUUUGCCAAGGAGAAUCACUCUCUACUAUCCAAGAGAAUAAGAGGGAAGUGGCAUGUUUUUGGUCUGGAGAAUGCAAGUGGUUCAGCCAGAUGUAGGGAAAGGAAGAAAAAACUACACCAGCACUGCUCAUAAAUCUGCUAUUGCUCCUAGCUGCUGUGGAAAGUGAGGGCAGCAGUCAGCAGGGUCGUAUGGGCAGUUGUGUGGGUGUAUUUUUAAUUAAAUUUGGAAAAAAAAAAGUUAAUUUUGUUGCUUGAGGGGAAAAGUUGUGAGAGGUAUGUGUUUGCUGCUAUGGUGCUCUGCCAAUUAUACUGACAAAACACCUUACCCACAGAAAUACCCCUGACAGUCAGCACAGGAGAGGCAGUGCCAGUGAACUCAUCAGCAAAACACAGAUUAGAGGAAUCUUUCAAAAGUCAUCUUGAACAUACAAUCUUCCUGUGUCCUGCUGCUUUCCCUGGCCACCCUCCCAGCUGCAAAAAAUCAGGAUCAUUUUCUCAUACUGUGAAACUCCCAGCACUGAGCUGGGCUAUAGGUGGGUAGAGCAGGCCACUUUGAUGCCCUUUUCCCCCACACUGGAAGCGUUGGGUUUUAUAGCAGCAAUGAAUCUCAUUGCUCUUGUGACAUUUCCUGCAAGAACCCACUGGCACAGUUGUGUGCUGAGUUACCACUCAUGAAAGUUAUCUGCCUCCACACUGCUGGGUAGUAAAAGGCUUUAAAAAUAGCAAUAAAUUGCAGUUAGAGAGAGGUUUUUGCCAUUGUGAAGUUGUUUGUGCCAGUACUUGUACAGGGUGUUUGCUGGGACCUGAGUGAGUGCAGGGUGGGUUUGCACACUGCUGCAGAUGCUCCAGGCUGCUUUCCUGGGACUUGUCUCUGAUGCUGGCCAAUGGCCAUGCCCAUUCCAAACCCAGCUGGAAGCUUCAUUCCCUAACAGUAAUCUUUAGCUUUCUUCCUUAAAUUAACAAGAACGGAUGCAUUUUAUUUAAAUGCUCUUCCUAUGCUGACUAAUGUUUUUUCCUCUUUGCACACAAAGGAUGUAAUCCAGCAUCCAUUACAGUGACUGGGGAUACUCUCCCAUGGACUGUAAAGCAAUUUUUUUUUUAGGCCUGAAUUACUCCACCACCAGGGUCACCUGCUUGUAGUGCAUGCUUUCCCAUGGCUCUGUGUGCCUAUUUCUGUGAUACUGUUCCUGCCUUUCUGUUUCAUAUCUAUAUAUUUUUUUAAGCAUACUUAUUACUGUAGCAGGACGUAUGUUAUGUGAGAAUGAACACAACAGCUGCCUGGGAAAGGAAUGAAUGUGAAUUUUGUGUAGCUGUUUUACUGGUCAGCCAGCCUGUUUCCUAUGCUGUAGUAUCUAGGGUUGUAGAGAUGCUUCCUGCUGUCACACAUAUCAACUGCUCUGCAGUUCACUCUUACCUGUCCCUUCAGAAAUUAAGCAAGAACUCCUAGUUUCAGAAGGGGUAUGUCCUAUGUGCUUGUAAGAGUUUGGGACCUUUUCAAUGUACACUUAAUUCUUCAUUCCCUUGAACUGCUGAAAUUGAAAAUCAAGAGAGAAAUUAAUGAAGGAGUAAGAAGUACCAAAAUUUAAAAAAAGAGAAAAAAAGAAUAUGCUUACUUAUUUUGCAGAAGUGUGGCUUCAGUACUGUGAGGUAAUGUGUGGGAUGACACCUCUUCUGUGUCUAGUCUGUGUUGCAUAAUAUCCUUGUUGUGAAAACACCUAGAGAGGGAACCUAUGUUCCUCCCAAGUGGUAUUUAAAUGCUAAAUCACUCAGUCUCUGUUUCAAUGAAAUGCUAGAAGGGAUGUGAAUCUUACUUGGGUUAAUGACAGCAGCAGGCAGACCCCAGGUCUGCAAAACCCUGUAUGGAAAAGUCCUGUAGAAUACAGUAAACACUGAUCACUUAUCUUGAAUAUGGCUAUAGAAUUUGCUGGACAUAAAUCUUCAAUAAAAUCUGCUAGGAUGGGUUUACUUUAAAGAAAAAAAAAAACAAAAAACAAACUCAACAGGAUAAAUACUUACUACCUUCCUUUUUAAAAGGAAAUUCUGUUAAACUCAGUCAUUUACUUUAAACCCAUUAUAUUCUACAGGACUUCCUCCUAGUGGAAGGUGAAACUUGGUGUGUAAAAUCAUAAUGAUUUAUUUGAGCAGCUUUUAAAAUUGCAGUAGUAAAGCUCACCUUUUGUGACCUCUCUUUCAAAAGAUAAAUUUUCAGCAUUUGUUUGUGCUUCUUUACAACCUGAAUGUAAACCUGCUUUACGUUUUUGACAUUGCUCCAUUUCCUUCCCUCUGUCUCUGAAUGUUUGCUUCCAAGUCUCUGGGGUUCUGAGGAUGUUUUCCAAACCAGUAUUAUUUAAAGUUGUAUUAUAUUUUCAGUCUCCACUAAUUAUGCAGAACUGUAGUAGCAAAAUAUAAUUUUUAAGGAUUGGAUUAUUUUUAUACCUGCAUCCAAUAUUAUUAAUUCUGGCGUUCUAGUCAGUAUCAUAAAAAGAUACAAUAAAACAAUGAAUAUUA
Molecule: messenger RNA, 12208 nt
Organism: Oenanthe melanoleuca
Lineage: Eukaryota; Metazoa; Chordata; Aves; Passeriformes; Muscicapidae
Gene: HEG1
Product: heart development protein with EGF like domains 1
Exons: 20
Coding region: 231-5342 (1703 amino acids)
Biological process (GO): heart development
Molecular function (GO): calcium ion binding
Source: RefSeq, a predicted model, not a curated record